GUGUUUAGCGGUAGUUUGUUACGACAGCGGUAGUCUUGGGAAUUAUGGGAUUGAUCUUUCUUUUUCCGCCGCCAUCAUGGGUCGCAUGCACAAUCCUGGAAAGGGAAUUUCCCAAUCAGCAUUGCCAUACAGACGGUCGGUGCCUACAUGGCUGAAGCUGACCUCAGAAGAUGUUGGUGAACAGAUUUAUAAACUGGCGAAAAAGGGUCUCACCCCCUCACAAAUAGGUGUGAUUCUACGAGAUUCUCAUGGAGUGGCACAGGUGCGUUUUGUCACAGGGAACAAAAUUCUCCGUCUCUUGAAAGCCAAGGGUCUGGCUCCUGACAUCCCAGAGGAUUUGUAUUGUCUUAUCAAGAAAGCCGUGAACAUACGCAAACAUUUGGAGAGAAGCCGAAAGGACCGAGAUGCCAAAUUCCGUCUGAUUUUGGUGGAAAGUAGAAUCCACCGAUUGGCUCGAUACUACAAAAAAAAGAAGGUCAUUGCACCCAACUGGAAAUAUGAAUCUUCGACAGCAUCUGCCUUGGUUGCAUAAAACAAAAAUAUGUGAAUGAAAAAGGACUAAUAAAUAUUGGGUGUAAAUUC
Molecule: messenger RNA, 582 nt
Organism: Gigantopelta aegis
Lineage: Eukaryota; Metazoa; Mollusca; Gastropoda; Neomphalida; Peltospiridae
Product: 40S ribosomal protein S13
Exons: 6
Coding region: 77-532 (151 amino acids)
Biological process (GO): translation
Cellular component (GO): cytosolic small ribosomal subunit; nucleolus; ribosome
Molecular function (GO): small ribosomal subunit rRNA binding; structural constituent of ribosome
Source: RefSeq, a predicted model, not a curated record